AUGAAGUCGGUGCUCUUCAGCCGCUUCUUCAUCCUCCUGCCCUGGAUCCUGAUCGUCAUCAUCAUGCUCGACGUGGACACGCGUAGGCCCGCGCCCCCGCUCACCCCGCGCCCCUACUUCUCGCCCUACGCCGGGGGCCGCGGGGGCGCCCGCCUCCCGCUCCGCCGGGCCGGCCCGGGGCGCGGCCGGGAGCAGCGCAACGAGUCGCGGCGGCCGCCGCCGCCCGAGCCGCCGCAGCCCACCAUCUAUGCCAUCACGCCCACCUACAGCCGCCCGGUGCAGAAGGCCGAGCUGACACGCCUGGCUAACACGUUCCGCCAGGUGGCGCAGCUGCACUGGAUCCUGGUGGAGGACGCGGCGGCGCGCAGCGAGCUGGUGAGCCGCUUCCUGGCGCGCGCGGGGCUGCCCAGCACGCACCUGCACGUGCCCACGCCGCGGCGCUACAAGCGGCCCGGGCUGCCGCGCGCCACCGAGCAGCGCAACGCCGGCUUGGCCUGGCUGCGCCAGAGGCACGGGCACCAGCGCGCGCAGCCCGGCGUGCUCUUCUUCGCCGACGACGACAACACCUACAGUCUCGAGCUCUUCCAGGAGGUAGCGGCCGGCGCGCCCCGCCGGGGGGUGGGGUGGGGGCGGGGGGGGCCGGGGCCCCCGCGUGCCGGUCCUCCGGCCGCUGCGCGGGCUGUGUCGGGAGAGGCUUCUGCAGGCCGCGCAGAGAAGAAGCCACUGGCUAGACUCGGGGCAUCCGCGUCCCGUUUCCUCUGGGCCAACGCCACCAGCCUCGGAGCUUCCUCAUCCAGAAAACGAGGUGAUUCCACUCCCCAGGCCUUCUCCACAGGAUCGUUGGGCGGGUCAAACGGAAUGAUUCUGAUGGCAGCCAACCGUGAGGAAAUGGGACUCCAGAUUAAGGAAGGAAAGUAA
Messenger RNA from Physeter macrocephalus (sperm whale), 918 nucleotides. RefSeq names its product galactosylgalactosylxylosylprotein 3-beta-glucuronosyltransferase 2-like. The transcript has a single exon. NCBI's taxonomy places the organism in Eukaryota, Metazoa, Chordata, Mammalia, Artiodactyla, Physeteridae. Gene Ontology annotation, cellular component: Golgi membrane. Gene Ontology annotation, biological process: carbohydrate metabolic process; chondroitin sulfate proteoglycan biosynthetic process. Bases 1 to 918 code for a protein of 305 amino acids. Gene Ontology annotation, molecular function: galactosylgalactosylxylosylprotein 3-beta-glucuronosyltransferase activity. The record is from RefSeq and is a predicted model, not a curated record.